Molecule: messenger RNA, 2486 nt
Organism: Solanum verrucosum
Lineage: Eukaryota; Viridiplantae; Streptophyta; Magnoliopsida; Solanales; Solanaceae
Product: pentatricopeptide repeat-containing protein At4g14170-like
Exons: 1
Coding region: 57-2486 (809 amino acids)
Biological process (GO): RNA modification
Molecular function (GO): RNA binding; protein binding
Source: RefSeq, a predicted model, not a curated record
UAACCUAAAGUCAUAUAUUCAUAUGAAUGAGUCUUCUUUAGUUUCCUUUACACCUAAUGUUCCACCAUGUUCGAAUUUUUCGUAUAGCUUCUUCUCCUCUUCUUGUCUUCACAAAAUCUCUACAAACUCUCACUGAAUCAUCAAAAUCCUCUAAAAAAAACCCAACAAAUCUCCUCAAUUUCUGCUCAACGACCAAAUCUCUUCUUCAAACCCAACAAGCUCACGCUUUUUCCAUCAUCAAUGGCUUUCUUCCGUUCAGCAUUUCCAUCUCCGCAGCUCUCAUCCUCCGUUACGCGGCUUUUUCAUCAGACCCAAGAAUCGUACGGACAAUGUUCAACCAAAGUCUCCCUUUUUCCCGUUCGGCGUUUCUAUACAAUACCCUUAUUCGAGCUCAGACGAUUUUGGGUGUUGUGGGUGUUGUUGAGGUCUAUAAUGGGAUGUUGAGAAGUGGGGUUGAGCCAGAUGAUCAUACUUUCCCUUUUGUGAUUAAGCUUUGUACUGAUUUUGGUGAGGUUCGAAAAGGGUUGGAGGUUCAUGGGUGUUUGAUGAAAUUGGGUUUUGAUUAUGAUGUGUUUGUGAAUAAUACAUUGUUGUUGUUUUAUGGGAGUUUUAGUGAUUUGGUGGGUGCGUGGAAGGUGUUUGAUGAAAUGUUUGAAAGGGAUUUGGUUUCGUGGAAUAGUAUGAUUCGGGUGUUCUCUGAUAAUAGGUGUUAUUUUGAAGGUGUUGGGGUGUUUAGGGAGAUGAUUAUGUGGUUUGAGUUUAAGCCGAAUGUGGUAAGUGUUGUGAGUGUAUUGCCUGUUUGUGCUGUGCUGGAAGAUGGGGUAAUGGUUAGUGAGAUUCAUUGUUAUGGGAUUAAAGUGGGUUUGGAUUGUCAAGUGGCUAUUGGGAAUGCAUUCGUUGAUGCAUAUGGGAAGUGCUUGAAUAUUGAGUCGUCAAGACAAGUUUUUGAUGAGAUGGUUGAAAGGAAUGAGGUUUCUUGGAAUGCAAUGAUUGGUACCUUUGCUCAUAAUGGGUUUAAUAACCAUGCUUUGGAAAGUUUUAGGUUUAUGAUUGAUGGAGGUUGGAAUGUAAAUUCGACUACAGUUUCAAGUUUGUUACCUGUCUUGGUUGAACUUGGAAAGUUUAACAAGGGAAGAGAAGUUCAUGGUUUUUGUCUAAGAACAGGUUUAGAGUGUGAUGUAUUUGUUGCCAACGCCUUGAUUGAUAUGUAUGCAAAAUCAGAGCAUUCGGCUGAAGCAUCUGCUGUGUUCCACAAAAUGUGUUCAAGAAAUGUUGUGUCGUGGAAUACAAUGGUUGCAAAUUUUGCUCAGAAUGGGCUUGAGUUUGAGGCUAUAGGACUUGUCAGGGAAAUGCAAUCUAGCGAUGAAACUCCAACAUCUGUUACACUGACAAAUGUUCUUCCUGCAUGUGCACGAAUUGGUUGUCUUCGUUCAGGAAAGGAGAUACAUGCCAGGUCAAUAAGGAAUGGGUCUGUCAUUGAUCUCUUCGUCUCAAAUGCUAUAACCGAUAUGUAUGCAAAAUGUGGUUGUCUAAAUCUGGCACAAAAUGUGUUUGACAUGUCUCUUAGAGAUGAAGUAUCUUAUAAUAUACUCAUUGUUGGUUAUUCACAGACAAGUCAUUGCUCAAAGUCUCUUGUACUGUUCUCUGAAAUGGUGCCGACUGGGAUGAAGCACGAUACUGUUUCCUUUGUUGGUGUUCUCUCAGCUUGUGCAACUAUUUCUGCGAUUAAACAAGGAAAGGAAAUCCAUGCAUUUGCGGUUAGAAGAAUGUUUCAUGAACAUCUGUUUGUCUCAAAUUCUUUCUUGGAUUUGUAUACCAAAUGUGGACGGAUUGAUCUUUCUCAAAAGGUUUUUGAUAGGAUUGAGAACAGGGAUGUAGCAUCAUGGAAUACUAUGAUUUUAGGGUAUGGGAUGCUUGGUGAUAUACAUACUGCAAUUGAUAUGUUUGAAACCACGCGAGAGGAUGGUGUUGAACACGAUUCUGUCUCCUAUAUUGCAGUUCUAUCAGCAUGUAGUCAUGGGGGAUUAGUUGAUAAAGGAAAGAAAUACUUUAACGACAUGCUUGCUCGUAACAUUGAGCCAUCACAGAUGCACUACGCUUGCAUGGUUGAUCUUCUUGGUCGUUCUGGGCUUAUGGAUGAGACCAUUAAUCUUAUCACUCAUCUACCAUUUGAACCAGAUUCCAAUGUUUGGGCUGCGCUCCUUGGAGCAUGCCGUCUCAAUGGAAAUGUGGACUUAGGUUCUUGGGCAGCUGAGCACUUAUUUAAGCUGCAGCCGCAUCAUCCUGGAUACUAUGCUCUUCUCUCAAACAUGUACGCUGAAGCAGGGCGGUGGGGUGAAGCUGAUAGUAUAAGAGAGUUGAUGAAGCUGAGGGGAGUGAAGAAAAACCCUGGAUGUAGUUGGGUUCAAAUUCAAGACAAGGUGCAUGCUUUUAUUGUUGGAAAAAGACUUGAAGGAUUGGAUGGAACACUGGUGAAGAGGACUUGA